AUGUCUUUAGCUCAUGACCAGACAACAGUUAACCUGAUAUCUGCCCGCGUUCGGGCGGCGCUGUCCUCCUUGCGCACUCUGACCACCAUCCCAGAAUCUGUGUGGCUGCCGUGGGCCAAAGAGCACCUGGACGAAGAAUAUUUCGAAGCAAGUUGGUCAAUAUACCGCGGCAUCCGCUGUACCCGUCUUCUCCGGAGCCUCCAGCGUGCUCUGGAGGACACUAAUUUUGAUUGGCAGUCCAUUGGGAGUGGGGAUCCCCGGGUUGCAGCCGCGUUUAAGGAUGAUACUGGGUGUAGUGAUGGUGAAGGAGAGAGGGAGGAGGUUGACUGUGGGGAAAAUAAGUGGUGGAUGACUCCACCCGGAGUUGCGAAUCCAUCCGCGGACACCGUCCAUCGGGACACACCACCGGCACCGGCACCGGCAAGUCUGACGGGUGACCAUUCAGUGGCAUCCGAGCGUAAUUCUCCAGGGGGGGUGGUAUCGAUGGGUGUCGGCAUGGAAUCUGCUGACGUUGCUGAUACCCAGAGGCAAACCGAACAAACAGAAGACAUACGUUUCCUGAAGCCGCAGUUACGUAGGAAGAACCAGUUGCGUAGGAAGAAAGUUGCUGCGAAGUCCGCCUCGAUUCUCAAGAACCCUGAUGAAAAGGCGGGGACUCUUGAGGGCCUCUCCAUGCGGAAGAGAGUGAGGGCCGACGAUGAGGGCGAGUUACAAGACGCCAUCGGCGGGAUUUCUGAUGGAGCCAUGGGCCUUAGUAGGCAGAUGGAAACACAGCUGACGGAGGUUAAUCUACCAGUACAGCGGCGGGGUCACAAGAGAAGAGCGUGUGUCAGGUCUGUGCCCACCGUCGAAGACUCUGAAGAAGAGCCCGUGUCAGACAAGGCCACCCAGAAGGGCAAGAGGCCUAGGUUUGAGAAAGAAGGCGACGCUCAAGUGGCAGCAGAGACCAAGAUAUGCAAAAACUGUCGGGCCGCAGGAGUGGAACAAAAAUGCGACCGUUCUUCGAACCGAGCAUGCACGUAUUGCAGGCUCAAGAAGCAAAAAUGCAUCGUGCCAGGAGAACCGCAGCUCUAUAUCACCGUAGGCAGAAAAAAGAAGGGCUACACUCUCCCAUCUCCCUUCAUCUCCAACCUGGGUUCGCCGAGGGUAACACCGGUUGCUUCCGGCGCUGGGCGGGAACUGUCUGCGACUUCUUCGAAGUCAGUGUCUGAUGAUAUCUAUGCCUUCGGCAAACCGAAUGGGCCAUCCGAGUCCUACAGCCCUCUCCCCGGUGGGGCUGACCCAGACAUAGCUCGCAUUUGGCGGGAGGUCAUCCGAACUCGGGAAGAUGUGGUAGCACUGAGAGAAUCUGUCAAUGGGCUCGUGCGAGAUGUCAUCAUGCUACAGAAACAGCUUAAUUCUCAAGAUUGA
This is a messenger RNA of Sparassis crispa, 1410 nucleotides long. RefSeq lists its product as hypothetical. The coding region runs from base 1 to 1410 and encodes 469 amino acids. The transcript is spliced from 5 exons. The record is from RefSeq and is a predicted model, not a curated record. NCBI's taxonomy places the organism in Eukaryota, Fungi, Basidiomycota, Agaricomycetes, Polyporales, Sparassidaceae.